Molecule: messenger RNA, 2517 nt
Organism: Peronospora belbahrii
Lineage: Eukaryota; Oomycota; Peronosporomycetes; Peronosporales; Peronosporaceae
Source: the annotation of a GenBank genome assembly
AUGUCUAAUAAGAAGCGGCCGCGCGCCGAUUUACUGUCGUCACUGGAUGCAAUGUUUGAGUCUGCUGCACAGUUUACAUCCUCCAAGUACACGUUACAAGCUGCAGCGGAAGCGAUAGGGAAUAAGCAACAGAUCUAUCAAGGCUUAAAACGAAAGCGAAAAGAUAAGAAGCGCAACAAAGGAAAAGGAAACGGCAAAGAUGCAGAUAAACCGAAUGAAAAUGACGGAGAUAAGCAUUUGAAAAACGAGCUAAGAGCUGAUCCACUAUAUCAAAAGAUGAACGUGGAGCUACUGGCUAUAGGGCUUAAAGACUGCUCCCUGAAAUCGCAGGUCCAUGCUCUGCAAAAUCCAAGACAAUUGCGCGAAACACUUCAGAACUAUUUGGAGCUUGUGACACAAGGCACGAGAGCAGGCUUGAGUGCUGUUGGCAGUCUUAAAAAUAAGGUUCUGUCCUUGGACAACCCCUUCAAGAUGACUGCUACAGAAACUACGGAAAAAGCGAUUGCGUCUACUAGUAAGAAGCAGACGGCAAAAUUGCUGAGCGCGCGCCGACGUCGACAACUUGGUUUACACCUGCUCAGCGGCGAGAUAAAGUACAGUGAUGCCAAGCAACUCAACGACAUCUGGAUCCGGUAUGUCAGCCAUGUGAUUGAAAGUGAACUUUGCAAAGUUGAGCAUAUUACCGACGAGGCUCAGCUAGCGCGUAACACGAAACUUCAAACUAAGCUAAAAUAUUUGGAUCUGUCGGGAUGUCCGGUUGAAGUGAUUCAAUCAAAAAGGCCAUGUAAUGUCGGUCUAUGUGGUAUCAUCGUUGCCGAAACUCAGCACACCGUGCAGAUUUGCUGUCGUGUACCUUUGGACGAUGACGAUACGAGCAACGGUUCUAUUCGAACAUUAGUAAAGUCUGACUCGCGCUUCAAAGUUUGUAUCAGCUCAACUCGAAACUUGUUGCUUGAUGGCGCGUGGCUUGCAGAACGUGGCCACAUCUUUGACAUUUAUUUUCAAUCAAAUGUCGAGUCGUUUAUUCCCACUACCAAAAAUUACACCUCAUCUCCUCCAGCUAAACGUGUCAUUAUCUUUACUCUCGAUGGUUGUCGCGUUGAUAAGCUCUUUAAAGUCGUUGCUGGUUACACAAAUCAUUAUGAUCUGAACACAGACAGCAGUAUAAAUACCACAUUUCGUCAUGAGAACCAGAUUCCUUUUCUAGGUAAUGUAAUGCGACAUCGUGGUAGUUGGGGCGUCUCGCAUAACCACGUACCAACUGAAAGUCGACCAUGCCACGUGGCUCUCACCGCUGGAAUAUACGAAGAUCCGCAUGCAGUCUAUGAAAACUGGAAACAACACCCCGUACCAUUUGACUCGGUGUUUAAUCAGAGUAGCAGUGCCUUUCUUUAUGGUAAUCGAGACGUUGUUCCUAUGUUGGCAAGACAUGCGCCACAAGCAAUGGAAGAGCACUACACGGCACAAGAAGAGGCAAAGAUGGUACGGAAAGACACGACACUAUUGGAUAUAUGGGCAUAUGACAAGGUGGAAAAGCUCUUUACUCGAGGAACGGAAGUAAAAGACCUGGAGUUGUACAACCAAUUGCAUCAGGAAAAGCUUGUGAUCUAUUGUCAUUUCUUAGGUACCGACGUAACAGGACCAAUAUAUGGAACAGACUCGAGAAAAUAUUUGGAGAAUAUUGCAGUUGUUGAUACAUUGAUUGAGAAAGCGUACAAGAUGAUCGAAAAGUACUAUGGAAAUGAUGGACGAACUGCGUAUGUAGUUACCGUGGAUCAUGGAAUGGACCUUCAUGGUAACCACGGUAAUAAUGCUCCCGCUGAAACGCGGACGGCAAUCAUUGCAUGGGGUGCUGGGGUUCAAGGACCUGAAAUGACGAUGACGAACAAUUUACGCAAGAGUGGUUUUGAUAUUGAGUUACCUACACAAUCCAGAGAGGAAGUGCUGGCACGUCUAGAGUCCCAGGUUCAAGAGGAACAAGCUGCUACACGCGAAUGGGGGACAGUACUGAACUAUAAACGCAAGGAUGUUAUGCAGGUUGAUGUGGCAGCUCUUAUAAGUGCCUUGGCUGGACUUCCGUUUCCCCGCAAUUCGGUAGGUAUCAUACCGUUUACAUACUUGAACAAGGACAAAUAUCGUACCAAAGCCAUGCGCGCGAAUGCGCAACAGUUGUAUAAUCACGCAUUACGCAAAGAAGAAGUAAAACGCGCUCAUCGGGGCUUACUAUUUGUUCCAUAUUCGCCACUUUACCAGCGUAUACCAGACCUAAAAGCCCAUAUUGAUGAGGCUAUCAGCAGCAUAAGUGAAGGUCAUAAUAACGCAACUCAUGACAAUGCGCAUCAGGUUGUAGAGAUGUUGAGUCAAGAGAUGAUUGAAAUUUGCCGGAACGCGAUUGUGUACUACCAGACGCUACCUUCACCCCGAUACUUUUCGUGUACGGCGGUUGUUCACUCAUUCAAUUGGUGUCAAGUUUAUUGCGCUGGUGGCAGCAGUGAUGUGGUGGCGAUAUCACGCUAA